AUGUCUUCGCCGCCGCUAACACCUCCCUCGAAGGAUCCAACCUCGGAAAGGAAUUACAGGUUCCAGCAGACUGGCACCCCAUGCGAGUGGGCAGAAUCUUAUCGUCCUGGGGGCUUUCACCCAGUUCAUUUAGGUGAUAUUUUCAAUGGGCGGUAUGAGGCCAUUCGGAAGCUUGGAAAUGGGUCGUUUGGUACGGUCUGGCUUGCCCAUGAUGGAGCCGCUAGCCGCUACGUUGCGUUGAAGAUUGAAGUAUCAACGCGGCGUAAACCGAACGAGCUAGGCAUUCAACAGCUGCUUGCUAAGAGAGCAUCGGAAGACCCAGGUUCAAGACAUGUGGUCAAUCUUCUGGAUUCGUUUUAUCAAGACGGCCCGAAUGGAAGCCAUCUCUGUUUGGUCUUUGAGCCCAUGGGCCCAAGCCUGUCUUCAGUCCUCAACGCCCCCGUCGAGAUCUACGACCCCCUUAACCCACCCGUACGACGCUUCGAGAUGGCCAAGACCAAACGCAUCUUGCGCCAGGUGCUCUUGGGCCUUCGUUUUCUUCAUGACAGUGGCGUUGUACACGGUGACCUUCAGUCUGGCAACGUGCUAUUCGCCUUACAAGACCUCAGUCGGUUCGGGCGCGAAGCGCUCAAGCAGAAGACAGACAAAUCUCGUAUCGACCCGGUGCAACGCAUCGACGGCAAGCUUGACAAAUGGGCUCCGAGGUAUCUUGUGGUUUCUGAGCCGCUGUCUGAAUACGCCCUUUCGGGCAGCGAUGAGGUGGUGAAGCUUUCAGAUCUUGGAGAAGACCGUCGCUACUCCGGUAUCAUUACGAGCCCCGGAAACGAUUCUGAAAAAAAAUCCAUUGGAACCGGCAUCGAUACCUGGAGUUUCGGAUGCCUUGUCUUUGAGCUCAUCACUGGCGUGGCUUUAUUCCAAAUACCACCUUUCGGGCUAAGUGACGAGGCGGUGAAAGACACACAUCUGAUCCAGAUGACCGACAUCCUCGGGCCGCUUCCAGAUGAUUUGCUGGAAAAUUGGCCGGCGCGGUCGAAGUACUAUGGGCCAGAAGGAGAAAGGCUCGAUGCUCGGCCACGGGACUUUGACGAAGAUGAAUCAGACGGAGAUGAUGUUUCCGAUCACGAAGACAUUGAGGAGGAGUUUGAUGACGAGGAAGAUUUCGAUUUCGAUAUGGGCAACCGUGGACCGCCAAUGGUUUAUGAUUCCCUGGAAAAGCUCAUCAACACCCAUAAGCCAGCUGGUGUCAAUGACGAAGAGGAAAAGCAGAUCAUUGGGCUUCUCAGAUCUAUUUUCCAUUAUAAUUCUGACAAACGCCCUUCUGUUGCCGUUUUGUUGCAAAACUGUUGGAUAAAUAGUUGA
This is a messenger RNA of Colletotrichum truncatum, 1359 nucleotides long. RefSeq names its product serine/threonine-protein kinase SRPK3. Gene Ontology annotation, biological process: regulation of mRNA processing; spliceosomal complex assembly; peptidyl-serine phosphorylation. Gene Ontology annotation, molecular function: protein serine/threonine kinase activity; ATP binding. Lineage: Eukaryota; Fungi; Ascomycota; Sordariomycetes; Glomerellales; Glomerellaceae. The record is from RefSeq and is a predicted model, not a curated record. Gene Ontology annotation, cellular component: cytoplasm; nucleus.